Messenger RNA from Peromyscus maniculatus bairdii (prairie deer mouse), 980 nucleotides. Lineage: Eukaryota; Metazoa; Chordata; Mammalia; Rodentia; Cricetidae. The record is from RefSeq and is a predicted model, not a curated record.
CGGGGUCCCCGCAGGCUCUCACACCAUCCAGCGUAUGUCCGGCUGUGAAGUGGGGUCGGACGGGCGUCUCCUCCGCGGAUACUAUCAGUACGCCUACAACGGCCGCGAUUACCUCGCCCUGAACGACGACCUGACGACGUGGACGGCGGCGGACGCGGCAGCGCAGAUCUUCCGGCGCAAGUUCCAGCAGGCUGAUGAGGCAGAGGGAUGGAGGGCCUACCUGGAGGGCGAGUGCGUGGAGUGCCUGCACAGAUACCUGGAGAUCGGGAAGGACGCGCUGCUGCGCACAGAUCCCCCAAAGGCACAUGUGACCCAUCACCCCACACUGAAAGGAGAGGGCACCCUGAGGUGCUGGGCCCUGGGCUUCUACCCUGCUGAGAUCUCCAUGACCUGGCAGAGGGAUGGGGAGGAACAGACUCAGGACAUGGAGCUGGUGGAGACCAGACCUUCUGGGGAUGGAACCUUCCAGAAGUGGGCAGCUGUGGUGGUGCCUUCCGGGGAGGAGCAGAGAUACACAUGCCAUGUGGUCCAUGAGGGGCUGACACAACCCCUCACCCUGAGAUGGGAGCCUCCUCAGUCCACUGUCCCCAUAUGGGCAAUCAUUGCUGUUCUGGUUCUCCUUGGAGCUGUGAUCAUCAUUGUGGUGGUUGUUGUGAGGUGCAGGAGGUGAAACACAGGUGGAAAAGGAGGGAACUAUACUCCAGCUUCAGCGUGAAGACAGCUGCCUGUCCUGACAGAGUGACAGAGAUGUGCUCAGGUCUCUGCUGUGAUGUCCUGAGCCCCUCAGUUCACUCUCAGCAACAGUGUCUGAUGUUCCCUGUGACCCUGUGGGCUCAAUGUGAAGAACUGGGGAGCCCAGGCCCCCUGCACACCAGGACCCUGUCCCUGCACUGCCUGUGUUCCCUUCCACUGUGGUGGUAAUCUAAUUGUACUGAAAUGUGAUUUUGAAUGUAUGUUAACAAAUAAAGUUGCCCGGGGGU